AUCAGACGGAUGUAAAAAUAAAAUGUUACUCCGUACUACUAUUACGAAAUAGUAGAAGGAUCAACUCAGUGACUCACCCAUAUCUGCGUAGCAGCCAAACAAAUUCUCUUCGAGUGUUUUUUUUAGGUUUCCCUAAUUCAAGUGUUUAGCUAGGGUUUUAGCAAGAAAACCAAUUUUCGAAAAUCAGCAGCAAAUUCAAUUUGGAAGCAGCAAUAAUGGCGAGCACCAAAGUCCAGAGGAUUAUGACCCAACCUAUUAACCUGAUUUUCAGGUUUCUUCAAAGCAAAGCUCGUAUUCAGAUUUGGUUGUUUGAGCAAAAGGAUGCGAGGAUUGAAGGCCGUAUAAUUGGCUUUGAUGAAUACAUGAAUUUAGUUUUAGACGACGCAGAAGAAGUGAAUGUCAAAAAGAAGACCAGAAAAUCACUUGGGAGGAUCCUUCUGAAAGGAGACAAUAUUACUCUGAUGAUGAAUACGGGAAAAUGAGACCCAGCUGAUUUGCAUUUGUUCACCAGCAUUAAAUAUUCAAACUGCUCAUCCGCCUUAAAAGUUUUCUGCUUAUUAAUGUAAUAUGUACUUCAAGGCCUUCCCCUCUGUUCCGUAUAGUUAAUGUGUAGUUUGAUAAAUAUGGAGUUGUGAGUUGUGACUUUGACGAAUGUCUUCGUUUGUGUUUAGUAGAAGUUCUUUUAGUUGAGGUCCUGGUGGUGUAAUCCAAUAUGGGGCAAUUUUUUAUGCUCUACCAGUUUAUGUUACAGAAGAGGGCUCUUUCCAGAUAACUGUGUUAAUGAUUAAUCAAAAUGUGGUGACUGUGAUUUCUGAUAGCAA
This is a messenger RNA of Chenopodium quinoa (quinoa), 821 nucleotides long. Its product is annotated as small nuclear ribonucleoprotein E-like. Bases 216 to 482 code for a protein of 88 amino acids. Gene Ontology annotation, molecular function: RNA binding. Gene Ontology annotation, cellular component: U5 snRNP; U4/U6 x U5 tri-snRNP complex; precatalytic spliceosome. The transcript has 6 exons. Gene Ontology annotation, biological process: spliceosomal snRNP assembly; mRNA splicing, via spliceosome. Lineage: Eukaryota; Viridiplantae; Streptophyta; Magnoliopsida; Caryophyllales; Amaranthaceae. The record is from RefSeq and is a predicted model, not a curated record.